Molecule: messenger RNA, 1362 nt
Organism: Rhipicephalus microplus (southern cattle tick)
Lineage: Eukaryota; Metazoa; Arthropoda; Arachnida; Ixodida; Ixodidae
Product: monocarboxylate transporter 5
Biological process (GO): transmembrane transport
Molecular function (GO): transmembrane transporter activity
Source: RefSeq, a predicted model, not a curated record
GUCUACCCGUGGCGACGGUUGCGAAGGCGCGUCGCUGAUUUCGCGUUGCCGCGACGACUUGUGCCCGCGGACGAUUCCCGACCGUUGCCGCCGCCGACUAGUUCGGCUGCAUGGGUGCACUGCUUUGCUGGGCUGGAGAGGUGCGCGUGGCUUUCUAAAUGCGUCUCCCUUCUCUCCACCACGCCGCCAACGCCGCGACGAUGUCUUGAAGCGCUGCGCCGAGCUCCCUACCGGGCUGCAGGAAUCGGGCGCCUUCUUCUUCUUCUAACCACUAGCACCACCGCUCGCUCGAAGGCUGCGUCGUGAAGAGAGGAGGCGAGUGCGGCGGCUGGCGUGGAUCUCUGCUGCGACUACCGGCACCUUUCAUGUUCGCUUCGCCGAUGGAUAGGCCGGUGUACACGCGCGUUGACACGGAUAAUGCCGCCCGUCAUCGGCCCGACGCAGCGUAGAAGAAAGAAGGUUUGCCGAGAUUCAGCUUGAGCCUACCGUGCUCAAAGAUGGCGUCGUCGGGCGCGCCGGCGACCUCGACGCCACCUGGCAUGGACUCUCGGCGCAGCUGGGUGGUGCUGUUCUUCCUCAGCUGGUGCAUGAUGAUGACCACCGUGAGCGUGCGGGCCGCAGGCGUCAUCUACGUGGGCCUCGUCGACCACUACCAAACCAGCCGCGAGGAGGCCUCUCUCCCUCUCACCAUACACAUGACCGUCCUCUGCUCCGCAUCGCUCAUCGGAGGCUACCUGUGCGAGCUGUGUUCGUACGAGGCGGUGUCCCUGGGCAGCGUGCUCAUCACGGCGACGUCCAUGAUGAUUUGCUACUUCGCUCCCAACAUCGACUUCAUCAAUUUCUUCUUCGGCGUCCUUCACGGCGGAGCGACCUCGGGCAUCUUCGUGGUCGCCAACGUGCUGCCGUCGCUGUACUUCAAGAAGUGGCGCGCCACGGCCACCAGCAUCGUGUGGUCCUCGCAGUGCUACAACGUCUACUUCAUCCCGCAGCUGGCUAACUACUUCCGCGUCACGUACGGCACGCCCGAGCUGUUUCUGCUCAUUGGCGCCCUCUGCCUCAAUGCCCUGCCGGCGUGCAUCGUCAUCAAGACCCCGUCGUGGGCCCUGAAGGCCCGCAAGACCUCUCCAGCUCGCCGGGGAGUUGCCUCCUCGGAGGGCGACGUGGGCCUGAAGAAGGCCGAGGCUUACGGCGUCGCCAAGUGCAAUAUCCACGACGCAUCGGGCGCCGCAGAAAUGGAGGGGAUGCUGGACUCCAAGGCACUUCGACGGAUUCCUCGGCAGUGAAGAUCGUCUGCAGCCCCAACAAAGACCUAACAGACGACAGGGUCAUCGGGUCCAGUUGCGACGCUUUGGGCGUGCGCGA